AUGGCAGGACUAUACGGUUUACUCUUCACAAAAUUGACUUUACCACCCGUAUCGGCCAUCGAAAACAAGACUAUCCUUAUCACCGGCGCUAAUACCGGCCUCGGUCGAGAAGCUGCUCGCCAUGCACUUGCCCUAGGGGCCGGCACGAUCAUCAUGGGCGUGCGCACCCCGAGCAAAGGCGAGGAGGCUAAAGCGAAUAUCGAAGCAAGUACUGGCUACACCGGCAAAGUUCUUGUCUGGCCCAUCGAUCUAGAGUCAUUCGACAGUGUCCAAGCGUUCGCAGCCAGAGCUCAGAAAUACGUUUCAGAUGGAGGCCGGCUGGAUAUGGCUAUUAUGAAUGCUGGCAUUGCAUCGGUCGAAUACGCGACUACCAGUGAUGGAUGGGAGAGAGGAAUACAGGUGAAUGUGCUGUCGACCACGCUACUCAGUCUGUCGCUUUUGCCGCUCCUCCUGCGCACGAGAGACCGAGAUCCCUCGGCCAGACCGCAUUUGGCUCUCCUCACUAGCGAUAUCCAUAAGUCGAUCAAGUUUCCCGAACGGUCUGCUGAUUCUAUUCUUUCUCUUCUGAACGGCGAGGAACAGUGGAAGAAAUCGCAAGCUAUUGGAGGAGCUACCGAGCGCUAUGGUGUCACAAAGCUGAUGGAUCUCUUUAUCACUAUGCAAAUUGCGGAAUUGGUACCUCGCGAUGGGCUUGGGGAGCCGCUCGUGAUUGUGAAUGCCGUGACCCCCGGAUUCUGCAAGUCGGAUCUUCUGACUAGGGAGAAGGCACCGUGGAUCCUAAAGCUGGUACAGGCUUUAAUUGCCAGGACGGUUGAGAAUGGCAGCAAAACUCUUCUGCAUGCCGUGACGCAAGGGGCGGAGACUCAUGGGAAGUGGUUGGAGAACCAGGCUAUUACAGAUCCUGGAACCAUCGUGACGAGCGAUGAAGCAGCAGUCGUGAGGAAGAAGGUAUGGGGGGAGAUCAUAUCUGUCUUGCGGAAUGUUGAUCCCAAGCUUCAAACUCAGUUCUGA
Messenger RNA from Penicillium longicatenatum, 1011 nucleotides. Its product is annotated as putative short-chain dehydrogenase. The record is from RefSeq and is a predicted model, not a curated record. The coding region runs from base 1 to 1011 and encodes 336 amino acids. Lineage: Eukaryota; Fungi; Ascomycota; Eurotiomycetes; Eurotiales; Aspergillaceae. The transcript is spliced from 2 exons.